CGCGCGCUCGGCUCCACCCUGCCUCCCCGAACUCCAGCCGUCCCGCGUGCAGCUGUGUCCCGACUCCAGCCACUCCAGCUCGCCAUGGAUCCCAACUGCUCCUGCGCCGCGGGCGAAUCCUGCACCUGUGCCAGCUCCUGCAAAUGCAAAGAGUGCAAAUGCACCUCCUGCAAGAAGAGCUGCUGCUCCUGCUGCCCCGUGGGCUGUGCCAAGUGUGCCCAGGGCUGCGUCUGCAGAGGGGCAUCGGACAAGUGCAGCUGCUGCGCCUGAGGCCAGGAGAGCCCAGCUCCCAGAUGUGAAUAGAGGGACGUGCACAAACCUGGAUUUUUUUUGAUACCUCUCUGACCCCAUUUGCUACAUUCCUUUUUCUAUGAAACACGUGAAUGAUAAUAAAACACUUUUGACUUGA
Molecule: messenger RNA, 409 nt
Organism: Lemur catta (Ring-tailed lemur)
Lineage: Eukaryota; Metazoa; Chordata; Mammalia; Primates; Lemuridae
Product: metallothionein-2
Exons: 3
Coding region: 85-270 (61 amino acids)
Molecular function (GO): metal ion binding
Source: RefSeq, a predicted model, not a curated record